UUAAGAAAAUAAGCAAAAUUAAGAUAUUUAUUUUAAUUGCAAAUAAAUAGAAUCAAUAAAUUCUAAGUAAGCACAUUCAUUAUCUUUUCCUUAAUGAGUUUUUAGGCAAAGCUAAAUCUUUAGCUAAAUUAGAAUUCCACUGGAGUGAAGAGUUUAAAUUCAACAGCUUCUAAUUUUCGUUCUAGUUCUCACCAACCAUCUUCCCUGUAGCUUUAGCAUGAUUUAAUUACCUAAAUAUAUUCAAAUUAGCAAGUAAAUUAAAUAAAAUCUACAUUAGCGAAAGUAGAUACUAUAAAAAACAUGAACACACAUAAUAAUAGCAGUUUAAUAGCUGGUUAACACAUGUUUUCAAGUAUUGGAAAUAGUAAAAUUUAGAAUAUUUCAUAAAACACUGUAAGUAAGGACACAGAAUAAACUAUUUCUUAAUAGCAGUAAGGAGAGCUAGAAUAAAAGCAUGCACAAUAAAUACCAAUACCAUAAAUUACACUAAACAAUGGUUUACAGCUAACUCAAAACAAUCGCAAGUCAAUUCAAAAUAAAUUAAGUAAUGAGUCUCUAAUGUAGGACUUUAAAAAUUAAAAAAGGAUCUCUUAUUCUCAUAAGGCUCUUAAUUUUUCUCCUUCUAAUUAGAAUAAACAGGCAAAAAAUAUCCACCUUAAUAUAGGAGCUAAUUUCUAAUAAUCUUAAAGAAAUAGCUUCGCAAACAAUAACUUAAGCCAUAAUAAUCAGCAACAAAAUUCUAUUUAAUCUACACUUCUGCAAUAAAUAUAACAAUAAAGCGGAAGUGGCGCAUAAUGGAGUAGCUCUUAAAGCCCUUUAUAAAACAGCAGCAUUUCUUAGGCGAAUUCUUAAAUUUAAUAAAUUAACUUUUAGCAUGUAAAAGGUGUUUUUUCACCAAUGAAAUCCCUUUUUAAAAACCAAAAUACAACUGAUUUCACAUAGUCUCAUGCUUAAUUUAAUAAGACGUUUUAAAUAUAACCGCACUCUGCUACUGGCAACCCUUCUGCACUUUAGUAGCUGUAUCUACAACAAAUUCCUUAGCAACCGAAUUAACAAGUUCAAUCAGCUAAAAACAAAGAUUUAAAGGGACCUUUCUUCUUUCCAUCCAGUAAAAAAUAAUAAAUAAUACCAAGCAAUACAGCUGUAAAUGGCAGCAACUUUUCCAAUACAAACAAAUCUAUAAGAAAUGCUUCCAUUUAAGAACUUUAAAGCUAUUAAGCUCCUUAUCACACUCAAAAUCAAUUAUAAACUCACAAUAGCCUUGUUAGUGAAACUGUUUUCACAAAAGGCUCUGCUAAUAACUUAGAUCUGAAUCUAUUAAAGCUUGAAAGAGAGUAAUUAAAAGAAAGGAUAGAUAAAUUAGAUUCAGAAAAAUUUGAUUUAAAUAAAUUGCUUACAAUUUCUAAUUAGAUAAAAGAUUUAGCCAUUUUAUAAUUAAAAAGACUCAUUGAACAAAAAGCUCCGAUUAACCUUUUUGAAAAUGAUUGCUUUAAAAAUAUAUUGUAAAUGGAGUAGCAAUAUGUGUAAGAAAGUCUGUCUUAAGCUGAUUCUUUGACUAAUUUGGUAAAACAGUCUCCUAACUCUAAAGCCUUAGCUGAAUUUAGGAAAGCAUCCUUGAUUAAAUAGAAUCAACAACCUAUUGAAGAUAUCUAAUCUUAUAAAUCUACAAGUUAGCAACCAAGAUCAUCUUUACCAACUUCUCCUAAGAGAAAAAUUCAUUUCGAUAAAGUAAAGGAUAAGGUUAUUUAAAUAAGCUCAUUCGAUAAAACAGGCAAAAAUAAAACUAAGUUUUCAAAUAACGAUUCUAAUAAUAUGAAUAAAACAACCAACGUGAGCUAAAACACUGGAAAUAAUUUAAGCAAUAAUUUGACUCAUCAAAAUAGCUUAGCAAACUAAGUAAGUGGCCACUCUUCAUCAAAUAUAACUCUUUACAACCAUAAAUUCAGCUCUGAAGAUAAUACUAAAAACACUUCUCAAAUUAUAGGUAUGAUUCAACCUGCUAUUAUGAUUUAAGAAGAGUUACAAAAAAUAAAACUAAGAAUGAUUGAAGUGCUAAAGUUAAAAAGUCAGUGUCCAAUGUGCUCUAAAAAAAGUAUAUCAUUAAAACCUCAUGAAGAAGUAGCAUAAAAUGCAAUAUAAAAAAACUAAAUCAAUAGUCCGAGCAUACAAUAAAAAGGUUUUAAAUUCACUAUUUAAAGAAAAAGUGAGUGCAUCAAUUUAAAUGACAUCUAAAAGAUUAAUUAUGGAACUGAUAGCGAAAAAGAUAAAAUAAAAAGUUAUCGCUGA
Molecule: messenger RNA, 2286 nt
Organism: Tetrahymena thermophila SB210
Lineage: Eukaryota; Ciliophora; Oligohymenophorea; Hymenostomatida; Tetrahymenidae
Exons: 1
Source: RefSeq, a predicted model, not a curated record